Molecule: messenger RNA, 528 nt
Organism: Giardia duodenalis
Lineage: Eukaryota; Fornicata; Diplomonadida; Hexamitidae
Exons: 1
Coding region: 1-528 (175 amino acids)
Source: RefSeq, a predicted model, not a curated record
AUGACGCGUUUAUUACCGAGAUGCCUGCCUCUGCAGAGGAAGCCGACGAGCACAGCGACAGCAAUGUAUAGGAAUGCAUCCCAAACAAUCACUCCACAAGAGAGGCACGGUCUGAAUCUGACCCCCACUCAUCCUGUUCCUAUCGAAGCCAGGGGGAAUCGUGCCAUCAGCUGGCCUCCGGUGGGUGUGCUCUUAUCUCGUUCUUCUCUAGUACAACUGGUCAAGGAGAGCAAGAGCGGCUGUCUCUCACUGCUCGCGGCAACACAUCAGCCUGACGGAAGAGCAGUGGCACGUGUACUCCGGCUAAUGUUGGUAGGAUUUCUCCUAGUUUGUGCAACCGUGCUGGCAAAGGACAGCGGGAAGGACACAUGCUUCCCGGGCUACACCCUCAACACUGAUACAAAGAAGUGCGACAGGAACUCAGAUACACACUGCGUUGAGCACUAUUCUCGGUGUCCUUCCACAGUGAACGACUUGAUCUGCAUCCGCGCUGUCUUGCUGCGGCGCCUCUGGGUGCGCUCCAGCUAG